This is a messenger RNA of Dendroctonus ponderosae (mountain pine beetle), 2922 nucleotides long. Its product is annotated as zinc finger protein ZFP2. Gene Ontology annotation, molecular function: DNA-binding transcription factor activity, RNA polymerase II-specific; zinc ion binding; RNA polymerase II transcription regulatory region sequence-specific DNA binding. Lineage: Eukaryota; Metazoa; Arthropoda; Insecta; Coleoptera; Curculionidae. The transcript is spliced from 9 exons. The coding region runs from base 153 to 2027 and encodes 624 amino acids. Gene Ontology annotation, biological process: regulation of transcription by RNA polymerase II. The record is from RefSeq and is a predicted model, not a curated record. Gene Ontology annotation, cellular component: nucleus.
CUAGAAGUAAACAGAAAACAUAACCUAGAUUAACUCAUCGUUUGUAAACAUUGAACACACGAAGGCAAUAUUUUCAUGCAAUAUUCAGUAUAAAUAUUUAUUAGUAUUUUAAAAUCGACGUGUUUUAACCCUUUCUGACUAUUAUAAUAAAAAUGAAAUUGGAUAAAAUAUGCAGGGCGUGUUUAGUGCAAAAGACUGACCUGAAAAACCUAUUUGAUGCGUGCAUUCCCAACAUGAUUAUGUCUUUUACUUCAAUACAGUUAAUACAAGGAGAUGGGCUGCCUCACCAAAUCUGCACUCAGUGCCUGCGAGAUGUGAAUCGAGCCUUCUGUUUUAAGCAAAAAUGUGAAAAAUCCGACAACACUCUUCGAAGUUACGUGCAUAAUAUAAGCUUUAAUAACGAAAUUAACCAGAUUUGCGACAUUUCAAAUGAAAUUGUUAAUGGUAGCAAUAUGUUGCCGGAUGAUAAUAUUCUUCCCAGUUGUAACAGCGGUAAAUUGAUGAGCAGCUGUAGUGUUAUACCAAACACUAACAAUUUGCUGCCGCAUGACGCGAUAAACAUGAUGUCGGAUGCAAAUGCAAUAAGCACAUCCAUGUCGGCUAUAAGUAAUACUAUAGCUGCGUCAAUGAAUUCCUUGGAUAAUGAUGCUUUAAACCACAAUGGAAUUCAUGACAUUGAGAGUAUGAAUACAGUGCGAAAUGACCUAUUUGUUAGUAGUGAAGUUCUGCAGCAAAGUUCAUUUUUUCAAGACAUUUUUAAUUAUCCUGGUAACCAGUCUUUGGUCGAGAAUUUUACGAAAACUCAUGCAGAUGUAUCAGAUUUAGCAGAAACUAUGCAAAGCCUACAAACGAUUGCAGAGCAAUAUUUGCCCGAAUCUUGGGAAAAUGAUAAUCAGAUUUGCCCAAUCAAUGCCGAAGACACUUCCAAUAAUUUCAAUUUAAUCGAGAAUAUCUAUAAAUGCCAGUUUUGUGGCGACUCAUUCAAAGACUCCUGGUCCCUCGAUGAACAUACAAAAAGUCAGGUUUGCCAAGACAAAUUCUUGAGUACAAAUAUAACCAACGAACUAACCAAGAGCAUGUUGCUGGAAUACACUUUUGAUACCAAUUCGAAAGAUAACUUCAUGUUUGAAAACAUUGAACCCAUUAGGCAAAAUCUACUUUGCGAUAUUUGUGAUCGAACCUUUACGGAUCAAAAGUAUCUCAAAAAACAUUUGAAAGAUAUUCAUUUUAUCGACACCACAUCCGUCCAGGAAGAGAAAAAGAAUAUUUGCAAUUUGUGCGGGAAAAGAUAUAAAAAUUCAAAAAUACUACUUCUACAUAUGCGAUCUCACACUGGGGAGAGACCAUUAAAAUGCGAAAUAUGUUCUCGAACUUUUGCACUGCCCAGUAGUUUACAGAAGCACAGAAGAAUACACAGGGAGAAGCAGUACGAAUGCAAUAUUUGUGGUAAACGGUUCAAUCAGCAAUCAAAUGUUAAUACUCAUAUUCUGAUUCAUUCUGGUCAAAAACCUCAUCACUGUAUCACAUGUGGAAAAAGAUUUGCAACGAACACCAACUUGGAGGUCCAUAAACGAAUCCACACGGGUGUCAAGCCGUUUGUCUGUACAUUUUGUGAUAAAGCAUUUAUAUCUAGUACCCAAUUAAAAAAGCACAUGAUGGUUCACACUGGCGAAAAGCCUUACUCUUGCUGGAUAUGCGGGCAGUCGUUUAGAAGAAAAGAAACUAGGGACACUCAUGUGAGAUACCAUACCAGAGAGCGAUCGUUUGGAUGUAAAGUGUGCGAGAAAAAGUACAUUUCGAAGUCUCAUUUAAGGGAUCACAUGAAAACCAAUCAUAUGAGCGAGCACGAAGGAAAAUUCGAUUACUGCAUGAUUUGUAGUAAGAAGUUUAGUUCGUUAAAGACUUUGAAGGCCCAUAUAAGGUCGCAUACGGGACAGAAGCCGUUCGCAUGCAAUUUUUGCGAAAAGUGUUAUCCUAGUCGAAAAUCCUUGAAUCUCCAUGUUAAAACCAAUCAUAGUCCUAGAUAGUAAGCUGAUAUAAACGGAUUUGUGAGGUAUUAUAAAAACAUGUUUUUUUUUCAUAUUAUUUAUUGGCUCACUUAAGAGAAGAAAUCAGUAUUUACAGAUGCAUUUUGCUACAUAUUAAACAUUAUUUUAUAAAAAGUAUAUAAAACAUGAAUGAUUUACUAUUAGGUAAACUGAACUGGCUAAAAUAAAUAAACGGAAUGUGUAUUCGCGUAUGGGUUUACACAAAUUGCGCUCAUCAUGGAUAGCUUCACUAGAUUAAUUUAGCUGUUUCUAGCCACUUUCUUACCGAAGCGAAAUUGUUUUUCAUCCAUCGUGUAUUAGCCUCUCCUUGCUCUAUCGAUUGUUGGGCGGAUCUCAUGGCAAUGCCAAAUUGAUCCCUGUGACGCUCGAAAAAUGAUUUGAACUAAAAAAUAAUUAAAAUUUUCAAAUAUUAAGGAUUAGGUACAUAUAAACUGUAUCUAUUUACAAGGUUGUCACAACCAAGUAUGACUGUCGGCUUGAUUGCCAAGAUUCCCAAGUAAUAAGACUGAUUUUGAGUGUUGUUUUGUAGGGCAUCGGCAAUAAGUUUGUAAAAGUGAGUACUUUGUUUAAACAGCCAAAUACAGAUAAGCUCGUUUAAAAAAUGGGAAUCCGGAUAUGUUAUUUUAAACAUUCCGAAAUGAUGUAUUUAGCUGUUGGAGAAAGUAUUAUAGUGAAUGUUAGAAAUGUUGUGUAGUUUAGUAUUGCUUUUCAAUCUAUUUCAAUUGUGUCUCUGUCGAAUAAUUGUUUAAUAUAAGUUGUUAUGCGGAAAUUGAGUUAAUUUUUAAAUAAGUGAAUAACUCUCAAUAUUCAUAGAACUGAUGUAAUUAUAGAAAUUUCAUUUUAAAAUUAAUAAAUUAUUCGAAGUUUUAGCAUA